This is a messenger RNA of Hibiscus syriacus, 1402 nucleotides long. Its product is annotated as probable beta-1,4-xylosyltransferase IRX10. The record is from RefSeq and is a predicted model, not a curated record. The transcript has 4 exons. Gene Ontology annotation, molecular function: glycosyltransferase activity. Gene Ontology annotation, biological process: glucuronoxylan biosynthetic process; plant-type secondary cell wall biogenesis. Lineage: Eukaryota; Viridiplantae; Streptophyta; Magnoliopsida; Malvales; Malvaceae. The coding region runs from base 34 to 1272 and encodes 412 amino acids.
CUGUCUUCCCUGUGCUUCAGAUUCUGCAAAAAAAUGAGGGAAUGGUCGUGGGGUUUUCUUUUUAUUGCUCUUGCUUUCGCUUCAAGCAUUGCCGCGGAGCGCAACCCUCGGACCGAGAGAAUUUCUGGAAGUGCUGGUGAUGUCUUGGAAGAUGAUCCUGUAGGAAAGUUAAAAGUUUACGUAUACGAGCUUCCGAGCAAAUACAACAAGAAAAUCCUUCAGAAAGAUCCUAGAUGUCUUUCGCACAUGUUUGCUGCUGAGAUUUACAUGCACAGGUUUCUUUUAUCCAGUCCUGUUCGAACUCUAAAUCCAGAGGAAGCUGAUUGGUUUUAUAUCCCUAUCUACGCCACUUGUGAUCUUACACCUACAGGCUUGCCAUUGCCCUUCAAGUCCCCACGGAUGGUGAGAAGUGCAGUUCAGCUUAUUUCCUCUAGCUGGCCUUACUGGAAUCGAACCGAGGGUGCCGACCAUUUCUUUGUCGUGCCGCAUGAUUUCGGACCAUGCUUUCAUUAUCAGGAAGAAAAAGCUAUCGAGCGGGGGAUCCUUCCUAUUCUCCAGCGUGCUACCUUGGUUCAGACUUUCGGACAACGGAACCAUGUGUGCUUGAACGACGGUUCGAUCACGAUUCCUCCUUAUGCUCCCCCUCAAAAGAUGCAGGCCCGCAAGAUUCCGCUCGAUACUCCUCGAUCUAUCUUUGUUUACUUUCGCGGAUUGUUUUAUGAUGUGAAUAAUGAUCCAGAAGGUGGCUACUAUGCAAGAGGCGCACGGGCAGCUGUUUGGGAGAAUUUUAAGAACAAUCCACUUUUCGACAUCUCCACCGAACAUCCGACGACUUACUACGAGGAUAUGCAACGAGCUGUAUUCUGCUUGUGCCCACUAGGGUGGGCACCCUGGAGUCCGAGGCUGGUCGAAGCUGUGGUAUUUGGCUGCAUUCCUGUUAUCAUAGCUGAUGAUAUAGUUUUACCCUUCGCUGAUGCUAUCCCCUGGGAGGAAAUCGGAGUGUUUGUUGCAGAAGAAGAUGUUCCCAAGUUGGAUACGAUUCUCACGUCAAUACCGCCGGAAGUAAUUUUAAGGAAACAGAGGCUUCUCGCUAAUCCAUCCAUGAAACGGGCCAUGUUGUUCCCACAACCUGCACUGCCGGGUGAUGCUUUCCAUCAAAUACUGAACGGCCUAGCUCGGAAAUUGCCGCAUCAGAAGAGUAUCUACUUGAAGCCAGGUGAAAAGAUUUUGAACUGGACAGCAGGACCGGUGGGGGACUUAAAACCUUGGUGAUGCAACUGUUCUUUGACAUUCAUUGUUUCACCAAACCACCUCAUUGCCUUUUACUGAAUUCUGAAAUUUUCUGAAGUUUUGUAUAGAAGCUUACAUAAUGGAAAUACAUAUCUGGAUAUAUAUACAUUUA